This is a messenger RNA of Drosophila persimilis, 887 nucleotides long. RefSeq names its product cuticle protein 16.5. NCBI's taxonomy places the organism in Eukaryota, Metazoa, Arthropoda, Insecta, Diptera, Drosophilidae. The coding region runs from base 51 to 887 and encodes 278 amino acids. The record is from RefSeq and is a predicted model, not a curated record. The transcript has 4 exons.
GAAUGUACAUUAUCGCUCAAGAGCUUUAGACACAACCCCACCACAGCAAAAUGUUCAAGUUUUUGGUUAUUGCCGCCCUCAUCGCCUGCUCCUCGGCCAAGCCCGGUCUGGUGGCUCCACUCAGUCUGCCCGUGGGUGGCGUUCCUCUGGCCACCGCCCCAGUGGCCAGUGUGCCCGUGGUCACGGCUCCCCUGUCAGCCGCCGGUGGCAGCAGCCAGGUGGAUGUCCGCAACAACUACGACGGCACCCUCUCCUCCUACACGACGGCUCCGUUCGAGUACGCCGGACCCGUCUCCAGCCGCUACGUGUCGGGUGUUCCGGCCGCCCCCGCCCUGGUGUCCGCCCGGUACGCUGCUGCUCCCCUGACGGCCGCCGCCGCCGCUUACUCCGCUCCGCUGACGGCUGCGUACUCGACUCCUUACGCCUCUGCCCUGGGAGCUGCCGCCGCCUACUCUGCCUAUCCCUACGCCGCUCCCUACGCCGCUCCCUAUGCCGCUCCCUACGCCGCUCCCUACGCCUCUCCCUACGCCUCUCCCUACGCCUCUCCCUACCUCGCCUCCCCCUACGCCGCUCCCUACGCUGCUCCCCAAGCCGCUCCCGUGGCCUUUGCCGCUCCCGCUCCAGUGGUGGCCUUCGGUCUGCCCGCCUUCGCUGCUCCCGGCCUGGCCCCGGCCCCACCAAAGGUGGCAUUCGCUGCCCCAGCCCCAGCACCGGCUCUGGCUCCCGCACCUGCUCCACUGGCCGCUCCGGUGGCUGCUCCCCUGGGAUUCGCCGCUCCAGCGCCCGUGGCAUUCGCCGCACCCGCAAAGUUCGGCUUUGGACCCUUCGCGGCCGCUCCUCUGGCCGUCGGACCCAAGUUCGCCGCCCCCUCCCCCUACUUCUUCUAA